AUGAAGAACAAAGUCGCAGCAGAGGUGAGCAGCGGCAAAAACCGCUCUGCACUUCGCAUACUCGCGAGGAACGAAUGUAAUGAGAAGAGUUACCUCAGGGAGGAAGACAUAUUCCUUUAUAGCAAGCCUAUGGAUUUGAUUUACUAUUCGGCUAAGCCCAAACCAUUAAAUGGUAGCCCCUCAUCAAGAGAGCUGAGCAUGAACCGAACGGAGCGGAAAAAGAAAAGUGAUGACUUGGUGGUUACUCACAUUUUGCAAAAUGAGAAAAAUGACGUGAUCUGCGAUAAUGGGAUGUCACCAGAGGUAGGAGGUAAAGCCAGGAAAAAUGACACCAAUGAUGAGAAGAACAUCACGGGGAUGGGAAGAGAACCUGUCUUCCGAAGGAACGACUCGUUAGAGAUCAGAUUCCGUCAAGGGUAUAUUCCCCCCAGGAACAGCCAUUACCAAGGUGGAAAUCAUCCCCACCUGAGCUGCAAAAUGGAAGGUACGUCCUAUGACAAUGACAAACGAAUGCCACUGCCAACGCAAUACGGUAUGGAGGAUCGACUACAGCCUCUGUACCAGAAGAGAGGGGAGAAAAUCCCAAAUGAACAAACCAGCAUCCCCUCGUCCAGGCUUAUAAAAACAGAAUGGACUGCAAAUCAUGUAGGGGGUAGGAAAAACACCCAUCAGGAAAAAACGACCCAUCAGGAAAAAACGACCCAUCAGGAAAAAACGACCCAUCAGGAAAAAGCAAGCCAUCAGAAAAAUGCAACCCAUGAUGCUGAUAUCAGUGCGAUUCCCGAAGGAAGAAACGACUUUGUUAAGAUAACGAAAGAAGUGUACGGAAGAAAUAAUUACUCCUUCAUCGAUAAAAGCCGUACACAUCAGAGGAACCAGAUGAAUGAAAUGGAAAGAGAAAAAAAUGGCACCAAAGGCAACAGCGGAAGUAGCACCACAAGACACAGAGAACAUUUGGCAGAUUUACCACAUUUUGGAACCCUAUAUGAUAAAGGGGAGGAGAAGGAUGAUGAUGAAGAUGCAGCCUACUUCAACCCUGCCAGUGUGAUGGGACCAAACGAGCCGAAGAAGAGCACGCAGCUACGAAGCCGUGUUAAUGAAGGCACAGUGAAAAGGGCAAACGGCUCGACAAAUCAGGAUGAUUCCCAAAGUGAAAUGAACAAAUUUAACAAUACUGAACAGAGUCUAAGUGACCUAAUUAGAGCGUUCCAGUUGAAGAGAGCCCAAAAUUUGAGGGUUCCAUCGGGGGACUUACUCGGUGUAGACAACACCGAGGAUAAUUACGCAGAGAAUCGUAGCGCUGCUCCAAAAAAGGAAAUCAGCACCCGUUUAGACAACUCCACUAAUGCUAAGAAUGUAAAUGUGGCUGAAAAAUGGGUCAAGCGUUAUGAAGCACCACCUCAAGGUAACGGACAAAAGAUAGAACAACUCGAGGAGGGCAAAAAAGGAGCCACCUUAAAAAUGAACCACAAUAAGCAGAUGCUGAACCCAUCGAAAUGGGUUCUAAAGGAUCAAUUUGACAAACCGAAAAGGAGCAAGUCCGACGAUAAGACGUCUCUCCUAUGCAAUAACAGCGGUUUGACAGAUUCGAUCCACACAUAUGGGUACGCUCAUGAGGGUGAAAACAAAUUGGGACCUACAGAAAAAUGCGGAGAAGACCAAAUGGAUUACUACUACCCACCUAGGGAAUCAAAUAUAAUCGAAUUUGAUGAAGAGGGAGGAAAUAAAUAUCACCUAUUGAACCAUCAAAACGGUGAAAGUAUCGAUGGCUCCUACUCUGUGCAGGAAGGAAGGCCAUACGAAAAGGUGCAGUUCAUCCCGGAAAACUACCUCAUGAUAAAUAGGGAAGAAUAUCAUCCAAGUGUAAAAAUUAUAAAACAUGAGAAAAUUAUUAACAGUCAGGAGAACCUUACCUAUCCUCUAAUGUCUGAGUUUAUGCAGCCAUUUGUGGGGAGCAAAGGAGAGCUAGAAAAGGAGGACUCCAAUUGUGGCUCGUUUGAAGAGAGGAAAAGCUGCCCCGAUGAUGACUUCGUUCACCGGAAGGAUAAGCUAAGUAGAAGUAUCAACUAUAUUAGGCAAAUUAAGAGGGCCAAUGAGCAAGGAAGGUAUGCGAUUUCGAUGGAAGAAAAGGUGAAGAAGACAAGACAAGGGGAGGAGCGUGCCAGGGGUGAAGAGGAUGCAUAUUUCUUGUCCCCUCGUUUUGGUUCACUAAUUCAGGAAGAGGUGGAACAGGUGGAAGAAGUGGGAAAAACGGGAGAAACAGGAGAAGCGGAAGAAGCAAGCGAAGUGAACCACAUGAGAGGAGCACCAUCCUGGGGUGAGAAAAAAAAAAAAACAGUGAACCCUUUGAUGUUCUCCAAGCGCCAUUUACGGGAAGGGUUACUAAAUAAGGCAAGAAAGCAGGGCAUCUCAAAAACUGGAAAAAAUGACUACGCAAACUGGGCUCUGAAAAACGGGCGUGGUGCGCUGCCUCAAAAAGUGAGCAAACAGGUGGAAACACCGCCCAAGGAUAGAACAGUCGAGUUGGUGCAAAGCGUAGACCUAGCCGAAGUGCACCUGAAUGGUGAGAAGACACACACACACAAUGGCCCCAAUCGGACCAAUCGCCCCAAUCAUCCCAAUCGUCCCACCCUUUCAAACCUCUCCGAUUCUCUAAAAUUGGUUGAGCUAAAGCGGAAGGGGGAGAUAUGCAAAAAUGGAGCAAACAGCAUGCCGAGCGCCAAAAAGGAAGACUCCCCCAUGAAGCACGACUAUGUAAAGGGCGAGAAAUACACAAAAAAACAGACAAACACAACAUUACGUAGGUGCCCCAAAAUAGGAAGCAAAAAAAAUGACACCAACAAAGCACUUAAGAUAAAAUCCCCCUUCAUUUCUAAGCAAAAUAAUGUUCCUAUGUAUGCAGUAUCAAUAGGUAACGAACCACUUAAGUCGAUCAAAAUGGUAAAGGAGGAACGACAACAGAGGAACCAGAACGGAAGUCAACAAUACGGAAACCUGAACAGAACAGGCAGAAUUAUCUGCGAAAGGAAAAAAAUGAAGAGCAAAGAUAAGUCCAUCUUUUUCCAAAAGGCAGCGUCUAAAAAGGACACAGAUCAGAAUACUCCACUAGAAGCAACCGAAAAGGACGACAAAAAUAAGAUCUAUAACAUUCCCUCUUGUCAUAGCUCCAGCUCCUAUGAUCACCAUCCUAUUCACUCCCUCGACAAUUCUAACCUGAGCUGUGACUCGCAGGAGACGCAACACGUCAGCACCUUGGCCCAUAUACGCAAACGGAAUUUGGCCAAAAUGAAGGAAAUGAUCUCCCGCGAAAGGGAAGCUUUGAGGAGAAGCGCCAUCGUUCCGUACCCCAAAAAUGGUGCACGAGGUGGGAAAGACUCCAAAUGGGAGGUCAAGGGGGCAGGGAAAAGGGAAGACAAAUGGGAAGGCAAAAGGGAACGAAAAAGGGAACUCAAAAAGGAAGGCAAAGGGGAACUCAAAAAAGAAAGCAAAGUGGAUGUGAUCCCCAAAAGGGAAACCCCAAAGGAAGUGAUCCACAGAAGAAACUCAUUGUGCAGGACGAAGAACGUAGCGCCCAUUGAGACCUCCAUCUGUGGAAGGUACGAGAUAGGGAAGGGUACGAAGGGAAUAAUGGGAGGCAACAUGGGAGGCGGCAUGGGGCACGAUUCCGUGGGGACCCAAAUGGUAGAAGCCCACAAAGCAGACGAUUACAACAUUAGUGCCCGAAAAGCAAUUUUAGCAAAAAACACCAGAAGGGAAAAAUAUCCUCUAGAUAUAGAAGCCUCGUACAAGUGCAAGAGCAUUUACAUAAAAAUCAACGUAGAUACAAAUAAUGAAGAGCUACUUAGACAUACACAACAGAAGUUACCUAAGAGAAGUCUAGAAUUUAAGUUAUUCACGACCAAAUUUGUCGAUGGCUUCAUUAAAUCAACCGAAUCCAAAAUUUAUAAAUCAUCGAGUAUUAUCUUGCAAAAUGCAGAGACUGAUGUUUUUUACAACAUCACUAUUCAUGUCUACAGCAGUGUUGUGUCUAGCCUAUGGCUAUAUGGAUCCGCUUCUUUUUAUCUGACCAAAUAUAACGUUGAACGAUUUAAGAUGAAAACGCCUUCCUCCGUCACAUUUAACAAAAACGGGGAUGUCAGAAAUGGGGUGUUUAAUGCGGAAAGAAGUGCACCUAGAGGGGUGUCAUCUAGCGUAUUGGCCACGGAAAAGAAAGCGGAGUCCAAAAGUGCCUUGGAAAACACUUCUGAGAAGGGAAAACAUGGAGAACCCCUUUUCUUUACAAACUCGGAGGGACAAAACACGCAGGAUUAUCUGCUAGAAGAGGAAGUGAAAGACAUCUCCCUCGAAGAGCAUUCUUCCAGCUCCUUGGACGAUUAUAUUUCUUCCGACGAAAGCGACGUGAGGAUGGAAAAUGUAAACAUCGGAAUUAAUUUAACAGAUUCCUCCAACUUGGUACAUCAACAUAAAAGUGGAAAGAGCUUCCAUAAUGGUGAUGACCAGGGGAUUCCUCAAGGGGAUGACCCCAACGAAAGAAACGACUCUACGCGCAACGAAGGUGGCGUAAGCAGCUCUACCUAUGACGAAUUGCUCCUAAAUUGCCACGAGAUUAACAGAAGCAAAAUAACGAAUGAUUUCCAAAAUGUUCGGUGCGGUAAGGGGGACGCUCGCACAUCUGGAGUGGCGACCAAGGACACAUCUAACGGUGAGGAAGAGGAUAAUCUUCUUCAACAUGAUCACAUAGGAUCAUCACGCGAACAAAAAGACCAAAGUGAGCAACCAAGUGGAAGUGAACUUCCACCAGUGGAAGAACCCAGUGAGAGUUACAUAACUGCAACCGUUAAAGAGGAGGAUCACCGUUUAGAAAAAUCCCUCCACUAUGACAGCUACUUAGAUGAAAAUAGCGAAGGGAAUUUAAAAUAUACCAAAUUUUUGACAGAAAAAGGGACACAUAAUAUAAUGCCAGAUUCGACGAAACUGCUUUCAAAUUCUUCACUAGUUAAAGAAGACACAACUUGUUGUUCUUUUAUACUUUCGAGCACCCCGUCCUUUAAGGAUGGCCACGAGAGUGGCAGCAGAAGUGUAGAAUCACAGAAGGGAAAACCACCACCUGCUGGGGGUUCACCCCUCAAAAGAGACAAGAACAAUUUCAAAACAAAUUUGUUCAGAAGGUGUGUGUUUGGCGCCGCGACAAAUAUUUUCAGUGAAGACGAAAAAUCCUCUAACGUGGAGGGACGCCUUCCGAUGUUGGGUGCACAAAAAGAAAAGCUAGCACAGAUAGGUCGCGUACUAAGUGAGAAAUGGACAGAAGAUAAAAACGAAAAUCGUAUGACCACUGUCCAUGACGUGGAAGGCAUCCCUAACGAGAAUAAUGCACACACGAUUAAGACGCACCACUUGGGGGAGUUAACCCGUGCAAAUUUUCCCCCAAACGGGAAGGACACAGCGGGAGACAAUUCGAGAAGGCACCUUCAUAACAGCUUUGUACAAAUCCCUUCUAUGGAAAAAUGGAAAAAAGAAAAUGGUCUGAGGAAUGACUCGUAUCUAUCAAGCGGACACCCACAGCUAGCCGAGAAAGGACCCAAUUCUACAUCAAACCUCGUCUUCUCAAGGGAUACAUUUGUGUACAAAAACGAAAAAGUAGAUGCAGGAGGGUUGGAGGCAACGCAGGAAAGAGAUGAACAAAAUGAGGUGAACCUGUUGAGCGAAAUUAGAAAUGCCAAGAAGAGUAAUGAUGAAGACUUCCCCCAUUCGAGUGACCUCUUCAUAUCUGCCCAGGUAGAAGCAAAGCAAUACACAAGUGGAUCGGACGAACAUGGACCCGUUUCCGGGGACAUCCCUUCUCAUGAUAAGGGAGAAGAACUCUCGAAAGGUAAUUUCCCAGCCGACAAAGCUUCCACAUUUAGGGACGAGGUUGCCAAAUGGAGUCAGCCCAACAGGUCCGAUGCUAGGCACACGGUCGACUCCAACUGGAACAGAUGGAUUCUGAACAAAAAUGGAAAUGUAGUCAAUAAAACAAGUGCUCCUAAUGGGAUGAGCACGCAGAAUAGCAUCUCGAAUGGUAAAUCGGUUCACAAAUCCGACCCAUGGAUGAACAGAGGUUGUUACCUGCCACAGGGCAAGUACGCUCUGCCAGGGGCGUCUCCUUACAAAACAAACGAGAGUAGAAGCGUCGCCAUGUACAAUCCGAUGUCCAACCCGGUGUGCAAUCCGACGCAUAGUGUCAUGCCAGACAAGUUAACAAAAUUAAAGAGCAAAAACAUACCAGUGCAGUUACGCACACGUGCGGCGGAGGGAAAAAUGAAGUGCGCACAUCACCCCUAUUUUAACGAAACCAACGGGAUGGUAAACUUACCAAACAGAGCUUACUUUCUUCAGGGGAACAAUACAGUGGGGCAUAAAUUAGGCAGACAUUUUGAAAAUAAGUUCGCCCCAAUUGGGGAGGAACGUUCGUCAAGCGGUUUUCGAAGCGGUUUGCGAAGUGGCCUUCCAAGCGGCAUUACCAACGCGGCGGAAAAAAAAAUACACAACUCAGAGGACCUAUUGUACAAGAGCAACAACUACAAAAAUGUCCGAUGUGCGCACUGGGCUGUGGACGUCCCACCUCUUUACAACACGGGUAAGUCUGUCAUCAGUAAAGAUCGGUAUGUGGAAAUUCCCCACUACACUCUGAGACAGAAUUACAAUGGAGCGAACUGUCCAAGUAGACCCACACAAAUGGCUACCAAACAAAAUGCCGAAAUGUAUGCAAAAGAAUCUGCACCCAAAAUUAUCCCGUGUGAAGACAGCAUCACGAAAGAUACAACGAAUGAUGGUAUAAACCUACCUCUUAGAAGAAACAACCCUGAAGAGGACGGGUUACCAAUUGUGGGGGCAUUUCUCCACAACGAGGAACCCAAAACGGCCGCAAAUAAUUACCCCUCAAGUGGAGGCAAUGACCCCCAUAGGGACCUUAACCAGGCGGGAGAUAACAGCUCUUACAAGAAAGAACCCACUCCCACGUUCCAGACGUACGUCAAUGGGGAAAUAACGGACUGUCUCCAAGGGGGGGCCGUAUAUGGGAAGGGGGGAUGCAGCAACGGUCAGAAAAGCAGCAACCCGAUCAGCAGCGGAGAGCAGAAUAUGAACCCACUCAAAAGCGGACAGCAAAAUAUCAACCCACUCAAAAGCGGACAGCAAAAUAUCAACCCACUCAAAAGCGGACAGCAAAAUAUCAACCCACUCAGCAGCGGAGAGCAGAAUAUGAACCCGAUCAGCAGCGGAGAGCAGAAUAUGAACCCGAUCAGCAGCGGAGAGCAGAAUAUUAACCCGAUCAGCACCGGACACCGGAAUAUCAACCCACUCAGCAGCGAACAGAAGAAUAUCAACCCGAUCAGGAGCGGACAGCGGAAUAUCAACCCACUCAACAGAAGCUUCCCCAAUGGGACCCACACUCCAACAAACAAACUCACUUCCACCAUGCAGGGCAGCACCGACAGGCACCUACGCCAAAACGGCUCACCAAACAGCCGACCCUCACUAUGCAACCCCAUUGUGGGAGCCAACAUGCCCAGAGUAAACAAUAACAUUAAAAUGUUCGCCUUUAACGAGGAAGGCAUAGCAGCUCACCUUGAAAAUCAAAAAAAGAACCAAAACCAGGGAAAGAAGAACCACCUUUACCCUUACAUGCAACAAAGUAUGCACACCUAUGGUACACGAAUGCCAAACAAUUUUUAUCACUUCAAAAAUGGAUCCUAUGUACCCAGUUGUACUCCUCCCGAUGAUGUAAAAAUGAGAGCAGCAUGCCUAAAUCAGCAUGCAAUGAAUAAUAAUCAAACUGUUUUAAAAAAAAAAAACGAACAUUAUUUGGGAAGGGCUGCGCCAAAACCCGGCAUGUGUACCUAUACACCAUUUGGGGAUAAUCCAUAUGCUCCACAAAAUAGUAGCUUACAAGAACAGCACCUCAAAAAAGGUAGGUUUCUAUAUACCCAAGGAUUGCCAAAUGUAGCGACGGAAAAUCCGUUUUCCCUUUUUAAAACGAACGCAGAGAAGUUAAGUGGCGCUGUAAGGGCCACUGCCAGUGGUAACUUCAUCCCUGUUGAAUCUGCGGCACACCAUGUUGAUAAAAAUGUGCAAAGCAAAGUUGGUGCACAUGCCCCCUGCGGUCACGCCCGUCGGGUUGUGGUUCCUGGUAGAGCGGGACAGUUCCCUUCCCCCUACGUUCAUUGGCCACAAUGUGCACCUCAUAACGCGCUUCACAUGUUACCCCCCAACGCGAACCGCAGUAGCCCCCAAAUAAAUAUACACAGAGAGAAGGACAACCCGAGUGGCAUUUCUCCCCCUGAUUGGCGUAGUUCCCCCUUCAGUGGCUAUAGCCCCCAAGGAGCGAGUCUGAUUAAACGGAAUCCCCCAAGUGAAGAACAGAAAGUGCAAGCUGGAUAUCCCCUCAAAGUUUUAGCCAAGCAGCCGAACCCACUUGGGGCCAAACUAGCCAGCUCGCUUGCAUCGCCCAACAAGGUAAAGGGGAACACACACCGAGCAGUGACUUUCCUCGACGAGCCUUUGAUAAUAAAAAAUGACGCCCAUCACGAUGGUGCACAUCAAAAUAGACCAUUUCAGUAUGGCGUGCAUGAAAAUAACCCAUUUCAAUAUGGCGUGCAUCCAAAUCAAUCCCCUCUCGAGAGUGCCUCCCACAUGACUGGGCAGCACAAACUAACCAGUGAUGAAAAACUCAGUUCGAGUGCCAAAGCAAACAUUCCCCACCAGCCAAACAAGUGCAUAGAAUGGGAGAAAUCCGAGGAAGCACCCAAAUUCGAUCUAAAGUACAACGAAAUCAAUUUUAAAAGCCUCCAGUGUAUAGAACAGACAAAUGCCCAGUUCGCGGAUCACUUAUAUAACAUGGCCAAAGGAUGCGAUACAGCAUGUUCUGAAAGGGAAUAUACGUACGCAGAUAACAUGUGUGUGAAGCGAGAAAAUUCUUUGGAAAGAAACAGAAAAUUUUCUCCCUUCUUUGGAUUACGUAAUAGUGGCAAUCAUUCAAAUACAGAGGAUCACGCAGAGUGCACACAGAAGAAAAGUCCAACAACAAAAUCGUUUCAGUUGAGUAUUCAGCUGGGAGAACGCGAGUGGGGGAAAAUUAAAUUCACUUCUGAAGAUAUCCUUGAUGAUAAGAUUAACAAAUUUAUUGAAAGUAAUAACUUAAAGAAAAUCUUCUUAUCUCCCUUGCGAGAAAAAUUGAAGUACAUGUUGCAGAAGGAUGUGUCCAAGUGGAGCAUGAGCAUUACAGAGAUAUUGUGA
This is a messenger RNA of Plasmodium inui San Antonio 1, 9273 nucleotides long. RefSeq lists its product as hypothetical. Lineage: Eukaryota; Apicomplexa; Aconoidasida; Haemosporida; Plasmodiidae. The transcript has a single exon. The record is from RefSeq and is a predicted model, not a curated record. Bases 1 to 9273 code for a protein of 3090 amino acids.